This is a messenger RNA of Phyllostomus discolor (pale spear-nosed bat), 3058 nucleotides long. It is a transcript of the gene CDC7, whose product is annotated as cell division cycle 7. Gene Ontology annotation, cellular component: nucleus. The transcript has 12 exons. The coding region runs from base 284 to 2008 and encodes 574 amino acids. Gene Ontology annotation, molecular function: ATP binding; protein serine/threonine kinase activity. Lineage: Eukaryota; Metazoa; Chordata; Mammalia; Chiroptera; Phyllostomidae. The record is from RefSeq and is a predicted model, not a curated record. Gene Ontology annotation, biological process: protein phosphorylation; mitotic DNA damage checkpoint signaling.
UAUGGAUCGUGACUUCGGUUUUAUCUCAGCGCAGUAUCCCUGACACCCCUCCUAGGAUCCCGCUGGCCUGCGGCGGGAAAGUCUUGCGCCUGCGCACUAAGCAUCCCAUACAGUCUCGGGUCUGAGAGUGUAGGUCCUUUCCAGCUGAUCUCGCGGUCUGCGCGGCCGUAGGGAUCCCAUUCAUUCCCACUUCCUUUUUUCCUUCCGGCGCUCGUGACCGCUGCUUUGCUUCCCCUGUGGACAUGACCCCUUAGCUGGCAUUUUGCAUACCAAUUGUUUUGUGAUGGAGUCGUCUUUGGGAAUUCAGGUGGAUGAACCCAUGGAUUUUUCUCCCCUGUCUGACCAUUUGCAGGCUGAUGGCUCGUUAAAAAAACAUGAGCAGAAUUCUAAACUAUCAGGUGUUAAAAAAGACAUUGAGAAGCUUUAUGAAGCUGUCCCACAGCUUGGUAAUGUGUUUAAGAUUAAGGACAAAAUUGGAGAAGGCACGUUCAGCUCUGUUUAUUUGGCUACAGCACAGUUACAAGUAGGACUUGAAGAGAAAAUUGCUCUAAAACACUUAAUUCCAACAAGCCAUCCUAUAAGAAUUGCAGCUGAACUUCAGUGCCUAACAGUGGCUGGGGGGCAAGACAACGUCAUGGGAGUUAAGUACUGCUUUAGGAAAAACGAUCACGUGGUGAUUGCCAUGCCAUAUCUGGAGCAUGAGUCCUUUUUGGACAUCUUGAAUUCUCUUUCCUUUCAAGAAGUACGGGAAUAUAUGUUUAAUCUCUUUAAAGCCUUGAAACGUAUUCAUCAGUUUGGUAUUGUUCAUCGUGAUGUUAAGCCCAGCAAUUUUUUAUAUAAUAGGCGCCUGAAAAAGUACGCCUUGGUAGACUUUGGCUUGGCCCAAGGAACCCAUGAUACAAAAAUAGAGCUUCUCAGAUUCGUCCAGUCUGAAGCUCAGCAGGGAAGUUGUUCACAAAAUAAAUCGCAUGUAAUCACUGGAAACAAGAUUUCGUUGAGUGGCCCAGCAGCACCUAAGGAGGUGGAUCAGCAGCCCACCACAAAAACUUCUGUUAAAAGGCCCUACACAAAUACACAAAUUCAGAUUAAACAAGGAAAAGAUGGAAAGGAUGGAUCUGUAGGCCUUUCUGUCCAGCGCUCUGUUUUUGGAGAAAGAAAUUUCAAUAUACACAGCUCCAUUUCACAUGAGAGCCCUGCAGUGAAACUUAUGAAGCAGUCAAAGACUGUGGAUGUACUGUCUAGAAAGUUAGCAGCAAAAAAGAAGGCUGUUUCUACGAAAGUUAUGAAUAGUGGUGUGAUGAAGAAAAGCACCAGUUCUUGCCCAGCUAACCAGACCUGUGACUGUUAUGCAACAGAUAAAGUUUGCAGUAUUUGCCUUUCAAGGCGGCAACAGGUUGCCCCCCGGGCAGGCACCCCAGGGUUCAGAGCUCCAGAGGUCCUGACAAAGUGCCCAGAUCAAACUACAGCAAUUGACAUGUGGUCUGCAGGUGUCAUAUUUCUUUCUUUGCUUAGUGGACGGUAUCCAUUUUAUAAAGCAAGUGAUGAUUUAACUGCUCUGGCUCAGAUUAUGACAAUUCGUGGAUCCAGAGAAACUAUCCAAGCUGCUAAAACUUUUGGCAAAUCAAUAUUGUGUAGCAAAGAAGUCCCAGCACAAGACUUGAGAAAACUCUGUGAGAAGCUCAGAGGUAUAGAGACUAAUGCUCCCAAACUAACAGGUGAUACACAGGGAUCUGCUCAUGACCCAACUGUUUCAGAGAAGACUGACCAUAAAGCUUCUCACCUCAAACAAGCACCUCAAGCACCGCACUCAGGAAAUUCAGUGUGUAAAGCACACAGAAAUGGCUGUGGGGGUUGUUUUGAUGCAAACACUACGAAUUUAGAAGGCUGGGACAAGGUACCUGAUGAAGCGUACGACCUGCUUGAUAAACUUCUGGAUCUAAAUCCAGCUUCAAGAAUAACAGCAGAAGAAGCUUUGUUGCAUCCUUUUUUUAAAGAUACGAGUUUGUGAUUAUUGGUCUUCAUUUAAUAUUUGCUAUUGGGUAUUGUGAAGUGGAGUGAAAGAGUUCUUUGUAUAACAUAAGUUCUUCAUUAGAGAGCAGGGUAAGAUGGGUAAUUUAUUUUAAAAUUUUAGUAUUUGCUCUCUUGGCAGAUUAUAAACGUAGAUUAAGACUACUUGUGCCUGGGAUAGUUCUUUGGACUAACAACACGAUCUUUGAGUUAGAUCUACUCAAGGAGAGUCAGCACUUUAGUUUCACUAAUUACUUGUCAUCGCCAUAUGCAGUUUUAGCCUAGUACCUAGGGCUUUAAGGUGCAAGUCUGAAAAUUAAUGGGUGUGUUAGGGGUUAAAUGAGCCAAAAGACUUGCCUUACUGGUUUCUUCAAACAAUGAGCUGGUGCAUUCCUUUGGAAAACUCAACCUGGUACUGGUACGGUAACCAUUCUGUAGGUUAAGAUCAUUUCCUCUUCUAGGGGCAUAUAUUAUACCUGUUAUGAACACUAAAACAAUGAGAAAAUGUUGGGGGGUAUCACUUGAAUUGAAUUUAUCCAUUUUAAAAAGUAUUUUGUGAAUUGCCAUUUUUCAAAAAUGGUUUCUCUCUUUUUUUUUUUUUUUUUUGCCUGCUCUGCCCCCAGCUUACACAUUCCCCUUGGAAAGUAUAUGGUGCUUUUCAUAAAGUUUCUGGUGCUUUGUUAAAUAUUGCAUAUGUUUACAGUUGGACACUUAAAAUAACGCAUAUACUAGUUGAUAAUGGGAAGCCAUAGGAUCAAGGUGAAGAUUGAUAGUCCAAAUUCUUUUUCUCUCAGUGUAUGCUUUUUUUUUCUUUUUUACACCAUCAAAAGUAUAAUUAGAUAGCUGCUAAAAGGAAGAGUGAAGGCAGAAUUGAGAAUAUUACUGCAGAUUUUUCCUCUGCCUAGAGCCCUCCAGAUCUCUCUUUUGACUAAGUUGGUCCUGCUCAGAAAAGGUUGAUUACUGGAGUCUUGACUAGGAUGGAGAGAGACAGAUAAUGGAGUAGGCAAAGUAGAAAAAGACCAAAGAUAGAGGUUUAUGUAUUACUACAUUC